AUGGCCAAGAAGCGCCAGUAUGCAGAGGAGUUUCGAGCCAAACAGACAGCUGAUGGCGAAAUCUUCCUCGGCUACAUGCCGUACAUCUGCCAUGAGAUGGGCCUUCCGGAGCCAACGAGUGCUGAGGAGAGGGAGGCACUCUUCCGGACGAUCACUUCGCUGCAUACGCUGCAGCAGCAUGGACCACUCGUCAAACUCAUGAGAUGGUUUUCUUACUUCGAAUCGCACCAAUUUUAUGCUGGCGAACACUUCUGGACAAAGAUGCUGAUUGGGGAAGGUGGGCCGCCACAGCAAGGCAUCCAGCCUGAGGCAGUGCUGACACCGGAUAUCUUGGCCGGCAAUCUGGACGAUCGAGAGGAGCUACGACAACUCAAGCUCAAGAUGGGCUCAUGGCGACUUGCACCGUUGCUCGUAACACCAUGGACCUGGUGGAAAAACGAGCUUUUGGUCUCCAUGGCGACGCCAGUCUGGAGCUGCUUCACACAGAAAGCCCAGCAGCUCAAGUUGCCUCACGAGAUCGCCGGUGACAUCGCCAAAAGAGCUGGGACCAAGCUCUGGGCCGAGGAGAUCCACGCUGUGCUCGGGAAUGGCUUCUUUGAUGGGCUGAUCCACUUGAUCCGGGACAUGGCCGAGGUCGCUUCAACAGCAGCCGAACGCCGGGCCUACAACAACCAAGUGGUUGAGCUUCUGACCUUCGUCAGCACGCAUCUUGCCGACACAGUUAUCGCGGAAAAUACACAUCAACUGGCCAAAGACGCGCUCAGGGACGCACGCCACUUUCAAAAAUCUCGGACAGGGAAGCAAAUUGCUUGCGUACGCUGCAGUGCAAUACCGAGCCGUGGUGUGCCCUGCUUGAAGGUGUCAGAUGAUCAGAAAGCCACUGCUGCUGUGGGCAAGUCCUCGAGCUUUGACAAGCUCACGCGCCCCAACACCCAUGCUCUCAAAAAGGAGCUCCAGAGGCUCAUGGAAACUAAAACGAAGCAGCAUACGUGGCCGAGCACGACCCAGCAGAUGGAGUGGCAGCAAGUUGUGGCAACAGAGUGGUUCCUCUGCUACAUGCAAGAUGAGGACAAGUUCGCAGCUGGACCCAACUCUGCUUGGCUGUCUGUCUUGGCUGGGGCACCAGGCGAGGUGGUAGCAUGCCAGAGUGCAGGAGAGAUCAUGUUGAUCUUGGCUGUUGGAUCUUAUGGCUUCGUUGCUUGGGACCUGGAGCUGGCGGCAGGAGUCCGCACGGAUGCUGGGAUGUCGACUUUCCGGCCCUACAGGCACAAUGCCAUCCGAUUCCACCACAUCACGGAGCUGGAGGACUGGGUUUCCGUUCCUGUCAAGCCUGCCUGUCUGGCCCGCACGGCCCGCUGCACCUGGAACAGACCUCUGAGGCCAUGUCGAAUCCAUGCCGGACUCAAUCUGACAUGCAAGCAGUGCCAGGACCUGUUGGCAUUGUUCAAAGUCAACUUUCGCAAAAACCAGUCACGAGCCAGCUUGCACGGCCUAAUCCUCGAGCUUUUCUUGGAAACCGAGCACGAGAAACAAGAGGGCAGGAGGAAGAUGGCUGCCUGCUUGCUUCCGCAAGAAGAAGAACACGCUGAGGACAGUGACAUGGAGGAGUUGUUGGAACAGGUCGAGGAUCUCGAGAAUCAGGGCGAUCCAGAGAUCCAGAAAGAGAAGGAGAAGAUCAAACAAAGGAGAACUGGACGGAUCGCUGUCCCCAGAGCUGCUGGUCCCGACGAGGGAGAACAAGUUCCGAAACGGAAGGCUAAGGCCAAGGCUCCGCCAAAGCAACGGAAGAAAGGCUUGCUCAAGCCGAAGAUGAAGGCUCAUCUAGGGCUCGGGUUUACAGGCUGA
Molecule: messenger RNA, 1845 nt
Organism: Symbiodinium sp. CCMP2592
Lineage: Eukaryota; Dinophyceae; Suessiales; Symbiodiniaceae
Source: the annotation of a GenBank genome assembly